Messenger RNA from Cercocebus atys (sooty mangabey), 4612 nucleotides. RefSeq names its product von Willebrand factor C and EGF domains (gene VWCE). Gene Ontology annotation, biological process: cellular response to virus. Gene Ontology annotation, cellular component: cytoplasm. Gene Ontology annotation, molecular function: protein binding; calcium ion binding. The record is from RefSeq and is a predicted model, not a curated record. NCBI's taxonomy places the organism in Eukaryota, Metazoa, Chordata, Mammalia, Primates, Cercopithecidae. Bases 871 to 4242 code for a protein of 1123 amino acids. The transcript has 20 exons.
GAUUACAGGUGUGAGCCAUCACACCGGGCCACCUGCGGUUUUUCUUUACUGCAAACUCAGUGUGUCAUAAUUAACAUCAUGGGGUUGCCAAAAGUAAUAUUAGGGUGCAUUAGUAAAUAUGUUGUCUGCAGGAAGGAGGCAUGAGUCCAGGCCACCGCUGGUAUGCCAUGUCCAUUUGUGGCCACCAAUGUUAAGCACCUCAGUAAAGGCAGAGGUAGCAGGAAGGCUAAAGGACCUGGGAUUGUUCAGCUGGGAAGUGAAGACACUUUAAAACACAUGUGGUUCAAAACUGGAUGGGCUGCUGCUUAACAGGUAGUGAGUUUCUUACCCCUGGAAGUAUUUAAGCAAAAUCUUGACUAAUUGUGAGUGGCUAAGGGAAAGAUUACUGCAUGGAGCAGAAGGUAAAAUCAGUUAUCCUUUUAGCUUUCUCCCAGCGGGAUGAUUUUUAUUUCCACGCACCCAUUUCCGCACCCUUUCCUUACCUAAAUCCCUACGCGGACCCCCAGUCUCUGACCACAGCCUGGGGCAGCUGCAGAAGGGGCAAAGAGGAGCGUUCCAGAUCUGCUUCUGCCUCUCCACUGCCAACGGCGCCAGCUGCUUCAUCGCCUUGCCACCAGCAGUCGGGAGGCCAGCCAUCUGCCCCCUGGGUGCCCAGAGGAGGCCGGGGCUUCAAGAGUGGCUAGGGCCCCCGGCCAGGGAGCGGUUGGACCUACAGAUCAGCGCAUGUCGGCCAGGGGGCGGUUGGACCUACAGAUCUACGCACUCCGGUGUUAGGGUGCAGACCUGCUGGCAGGCUGGGGGCAGGCCUAGAACUGCCCAGCGGCGCAGCGACCUGGCGUCCUGGGUUCGAAUUUCCACGGUUCCCACCUCAUGAAAACAAGGCGUCUCAGGUCCCACCGACAGGGGCCAUGCCCGGGGCGCGCAGCCUCGGGCGCUAGCAUUAUUCCUGAAGUCUGUUUCCUCCUGGGGCCUCGGUCUGACGCCCUCAGUCAGCGCUUCGCAGGAAGCCGACUCCCAAACCCGGGCAGGGGGUGUGGGCCAAGGGCGAAACCCCGCCCCCAGGGGUCCCUGAUCUUUGCCCCGGCCCCGGGCUCGGCGCCUCUCGGAGAGGCAUCAGCAGGCGGACGGCGUUGCCUUUGUGUGUUUCGCUUCGAGGUGCCGGAGACCCUCCCCAAAGCCGUCCGCCGCGUCCCCUCGCGGCCCUCGGCCCCUCCUCUCGGCGUCCCCAGCCCCCCUGCUCAGCUCCGCUUGCCAGUUCGGGAAUUGCUGGUUCGCUCCCCGCGGCGCCAGGAGGAGGGGCGAGAGCCGGCAGCCCCCUCCCCCGCGCGCGGCGCAGGAGCUGAGCCCAGCCCGGGGGACCCGCCGCCGCCGGUCAUGUGGGCCGGACUGCUUCUUCGGGCCGCCUGUGUCGCGCUUCUGCUGCCGGGGGCUCCAGCCCGAGGCUACACCGGGAGGAAGCCGCCCGGGCACUUCGCGGCCGAGAGACGCAUGCUGGGCCCCCACGUCUGCCUCUCUGGGUUCGGGAGUGGUUGCUGCCCUGGCUGGGCGCCCUCUAUGGGUGGUGGACACUGCACCCUGCCCCUCUGCUCCUUCGGCUGUGGGAGCGGCAUCUGCAUCGCUCCCAACGUCUGCUCCUGCCAGGAUGGAGAGCAAGGGGCCACCUGCCCAGAAACCCACGGACCAUGUGGGGAGUACGGCUGUGACCUUACCUGCAACCAUGGCGGCUGUCAGGAGGUGGCCCGAGUGUGCCCCGUGGGCUUCUCGAUGACGGAGACAGCUGUUGGCAUCAGGUGUACAGACAUUGACGAAUGUGUAAGCUCCUCUUGCGAGGGCCACUGUGUGAACACGGAAGGCGGGUUUGUGUGUGAGUGUGGGCUGGGCAUGCAGCUGUCUGCUGACCGCCACAGCUGCCAAGACACUGAUGAAUGCCUAGGGACUCCCUGUCAGCAGAGAUGUAAAAACAGCAUUGGCAGCUACAAGUGUUCCUGUCGAACUGGCUUCCACCUUCAUGGCAACCGGCACUCCUGUGUAGAUGUAAACGAGUGUCGGAGGCCAUUGGAGAGGCGAGUCUGUCAUCAUUCCUGCCACAACACCGUGGGCAGCUUCCUAUGCACAUGCCGACCUGGCUUCCGGCUCCGAGCUGACCGCGUGUCCUGUGAAGCUUUCCCGAAAGCUGUGCUGGCCCCAUCUGCCAUCCUGCAACCCCGGCAACACCCGUCCAAGAUGCUCCUGUUGCUUCCUGAGGCCGGCCGGCCUGCCCUGUCCCCAGGACAUAGCCCUCCUUCUGGGGCUCCAGGGCCCCCAGCCGGAGUCAGGACCACCCGCCUGCCAUCUCCCACCCCACCACUACCCACAUCCUCCCCUUCUGCCCCUGUGUGGCUGCUGUCCACCCUGAUGGCCACCCCAGUGCCUACUGCCUCACUGCUGGGGAACCUCAGACCCCCCUCACUCCUUCAUGGGGAAGUGAUGGGGACCCCUUCCUCACCCAGGGGCCCUAAGGCCCCCUGGCUGGCAGCAGGGCCCUCUCCCUGCUGGCACCUGGGAGCUAUGCUUGAAUCAGGGAGUCGCUGGACAGAGCCUGGGUGUUCCCAGUGCUGGUGCAAGGAUGGGAAGGUGACCUGUGAAAAGGUGAGGUGUGAAGCUGCUUGUUCCCACCCAAUUCCCUCCAAAGAUGGGGGGUGCUGCCCAUCAUGCACAGACUGUUUUCACAGUGGUGUCGUCCGAGCUGAAGGGGACGUGUUUUCACCUCCCAACGAGAACUGCACCGUCUGUGUCUGUCUGGCUGGAAACGUGUCCUGCAUCUCUCCCGAGUGUCCCCCCGGCCCCUGUCAGACCCCCCCACAGUCAGACUGCUGUGCUUGUGUUCCAGUGAGAUGCUAUUUCCACGGCCGGUGGUACGCGGACGGGGCCGUGUUCAGUGGGGGUGGUGACGAGUGUACCACCUGUGUCUGCCAGAAUGGGGAGGUGGAGUGCUCCUUCAUGCCCUGCCCUGAGCUGGCCUGCCCCCGAGAAGAGUGGCGGCUGGGCCCUGGGCAGUGCUGCUUCACCUGCCAGGAGCCCACACCCGCGACAGGCUGCUCUCUCGAUGACAAUGGGGUUGAGUUUCCAAUUGGACAGAUCUGGUCGCCUGGUGACCCCUGUGAGUUAUGCAUCUGCCAGGCAGAUGGCUCGGUGAGCUGCAAGAGAACAGACUGUGUGGACUCCUGCCCUCACCCGAUCCGGAUCCCUGGACAGUGCUGCCCAGACUGUUCAGCAGGCUGCACCUACACAGGCAGAAUCUUCUAUAACAACGAGACCUUCCCGUCUGUGCUGGACCCAUGUCUGAGCUGCAUCUGCCUGCUGGGCUCAGUGGCCUGUUCCCCCGUGGACUGCCCCAUCACCUGUACCUACCCUUUCCACCCUGACGGGGAGUGCUGUCCCGUGUGCCGAGACUGCAACUACGAGGGAAGGAAGGUGGCGAAUGGCCAGGUGUUCACCUUGGAUGAUGAACCCUGCACCAGGUGCACGUGCCAGCUGGGAGAGGUGAGCUGCGAGAAGGUUCCCUGCCAGCGGGCCUGUGCUGACCCUGCCCUGCUCCCCGGGGACUGUUGCUCUUCCUGCCCAGAUUCCCUUUCUCCUCUGGAAGAAAAGCAGGGGCUCUCCGCUCACGGAAAUGUGGCGUUCAGCAAAGCUGCUAGGAGCCUGCAUGGAGACACUGAGGCCCCUGUCAACUGUAGCUCCUGCACUGGGACCCCAAUAGCAUCACUCUCGAGGCCGGCGCUCCAUCUGCUUCAGCUCCUUUUAAGAACGAACUUGACAAAAACACAGACUUUACCUACAAGCCCAGCAGGAGCUCUUGGUCCACACUCACCGGCUUUGGGGCCCACAGGCACUUUCCCAGGGGAGCCUGGGGCCUCCCCUCGACUCUCACCAGGGCCUUCGACCCCUCCAGGAGCCCCCACUCUACCUCUAGCUUCCCCAGGGGCUCCUCAGCCACCUCCUGUGACUCCAGAGCACUCAUUCUCAGCCUCUGGGGCCCAGAUAGCGUCCAGGUGGCCUCCUCUGCCUGCCACCCUCCUGACAGAAGCUUCAGCACUUUCCAUGAUGGACCCCAGCCCCUCGAAGACCCCCAUCACCCUCCUCGGGACUCGCACGCUUUCUUCCACCACCUCUAGACUCUCUGCAGCCCUUGCAGCCACCACCCACCACAGCCCCCAGCAGCCCCCAGUGGGGGCCUCUCAUGGGGAAGAGUCCACCAUGUAAGCCGGUCACUGUGUCCGGGAGACUCAGAAGAGAGGACACUCUGCCAGUGGCUCCAAGGGUGAACCUAGUGGGGAUGCCUGGGCUCCCUCCUGCAGGGGCCCUGGUGAGGAUGGAAGAACCCCAAGGCUGGAUGUAACCUUGUUCCCAGGAAGUGUUUGGAAUGUGCUGUAAGAACGGAGGAAGUGGUUUCCACUGUCAGCAUCCUCCCUGGACCGCGUGGCCAGCUCAUCUUUUGAGAAGGGUCAGGGGCUGCCAAGUUCUCCUAGAGGAAGAGACACGUCCGGCUGGGAUUCCACUCACUGGGACUGUACCGCCAGGUGUCAUGCGUCCCCCUGAGGUUUCCUGAUUAAAGGUUGUCUCUGUUUCCCCA